This is a messenger RNA of Heterostelium album PN500, 819 nucleotides long. RefSeq lists its product as uncharacterized. The record is from RefSeq and is a predicted model, not a curated record. NCBI's taxonomy places the organism in Eukaryota, Evosea, Eumycetozoa, Acytosteliales, Acytosteliaceae. Bases 1 to 819 code for a protein of 272 amino acids. The transcript is spliced from 4 exons.
AUGAAUGAAUCCCUUCAUUUAAGUCGCGUUAAACUCAAUGUAUUGGUUAUUGAGAAGCUUGACGGCUUAGUAGAAUUAUUCAUUAGCAAAAGUAAAGAAAGUGCAACAGGUGAAUCAAGUUGUUAUUGGUACAAUUCAACUGGUGUACCAAACCUAAUGAAUGAUCCAAGCAUUACCAAUGCGGUUGCUACCACUACUACGACCACUGCUGCUACUACCACUGCCUCUGUUACUACAACUGCUGCUGCUACUACUACUGCUACUACUACUGCUACUACUGCUACAACUAGAGUUUCAACUUUCGCGAACCAACCAUUAAUUAACGAAAAUCUUUUGCCUAUUCCUGCCUUCUCUGUAGGUGAGAGUGUUUAUGGAAAAGCGGUCAAUGGAAGAGACUUUGGGACAUGGAGGCCUGCUACUGUCAAAAGCAUUAAAUACAGCAACGAAAACAACGAAUGGUGUUAUACUAUUAAGUUUAAGCAAGGAAAUGAAGGUUUAGAAACAUUAAUAGGUCACAACUUAGUAACAAUAGAUGAGGAUAAAGAAUUCACAGUCAAUAACAUAAAAGAUAGAUUGGAUGUUUUGGUGUUUGAUAAAACAACAAAAAAAUACUAUAAAGGUGAAAUAAUAGAAGGUACUGAACAAUCUAAUACAAGAAAAAGAAAGGUGACUGCGAUAGAAGUAGCAUGUGAAGGUACAAAUAAUUAUGAUUUAAAUAAUAUUCUUAAUUCCACAGGUAUACAAAUCAGUAAAGAAAGAAAGAGAAAUGAAAUUGAAUUGUACUUAAAUGUUCGUACCAAUUCUUAUCUAGAUCGUUAA